AAGCGGUUGUUUUGGUGGGACUGAUUCAGAGAUUCAAACUUCACCGGACGCUCCAGAAAAUCAGUGGAAUCAGCUGGGCGAGGAGCAUGGACUCAACGAGGAAGAUCAAUUGGCUCUCCCCCGCUGUCUCCUUGAACGCGAGUUCAAUAACCGGAAGUCAAACAAGUACAAGAAGUACAUAUCGUCCACGUGAGCCACCCCAACCUCGUCCCUCAGAGGAUUCAAGUUACAAUGUUAAGCCCCUGUUGAAGGGCAUCCACGAGACGUGCGCCGAAAACAACGCCUUGAUAAAGGAGUGGACUCCUCUCCUGAAAACCCUGGACUUGGAGUCACGAUCCCUCACCCCAAAGACAACUGAUCACCUGGAGAAGGUCUCCGGGAUCCUGAAAACUGAGGGGCUCUCCUCCGUCGAUGAAACCCACCUGACAAUAUCUUGCAACCGGAGGCGACUCGACGAGCUGCAGAAAUCGAGAAUUGAUAGAAACUUGAAGAGAAAGUACGAGGAUCUCUGCAGUCGUUAUGCUAGACUCGAGGAGAAGGUGAAGGAUGCCCAGAAGAAGGUGAACUUCAUAACGGAUUUUGUAGAUUCAGCGAGGGAAUUGAACGAGAGGGAGUACUCCGAGAUCAUUCACAAGCUGACCAAAUUAAACGAGUAUAGAGAAACUGUUGGAAACCUGGAGAAUGAACUCGCUGGCCUCGAUGUAGCCGACGAUUAUCCUGACAGGAUCCUGGAGAAGUACAGUCGUUACCUGGGGGCCACUGGAGAACUUGCUGAGUUAAAUAAAGUCAUCAAUUACUAUGGGGAUCUUCCUGCUGACAUUCUCCAGGCAAAAGCAGCUGUCGAGCAGAAGGAGAAGCGACGCCUCGAGGUCAAGAAUUUGCUGGACGAGAGGAUGAUGAAGUAGUCGCAGAACUCUGCGACUCUCCAGAGACUGAAAAAACUUCUAAAUUUUUCUCCUACAUUCCAGAGUCUGCGAAUAACUCAUAUCAGGAUAAACGAGAAAAAAGUUCUUAAAUUAGCAUUAUUUUUCUCUGUGAGAAUAAGAGGAUAGAAUGGAUAAGGAUACGAAUUUGCAUUUUUCAGAAUAAAAUGAGGACUAAUCAUUCUCAGUCAAGAAUA
Fopius arisanus is the source of this 1120-nucleotide messenger RNA. RefSeq lists its product as uncharacterized. NCBI's taxonomy places the organism in Eukaryota, Metazoa, Arthropoda, Insecta, Hymenoptera, Braconidae. The transcript has 2 exons. The record is from RefSeq and is a predicted model, not a curated record. The coding region runs from base 87 to 905 and encodes 272 amino acids.